This is a messenger RNA of Aspergillus steynii IBT 23096, 1494 nucleotides long. Its product is annotated as cytochrome P450. The transcript has 5 exons. NCBI's taxonomy places the organism in Eukaryota, Fungi, Ascomycota, Eurotiomycetes, Eurotiales, Aspergillaceae. The coding region runs from base 1 to 1494 and encodes 497 amino acids. The record is from RefSeq and is a predicted model, not a curated record. Gene Ontology annotation, molecular function: monooxygenase activity; heme binding; iron ion binding.
AUGGCGGUUUUCGUAGAUCAGACUGGCACCUUGGUCAAAGCCUUGAUUACUAUAGUGGUUCUCCAAGUCGUCGGAAAGGCCAUUUACAAUGUUUUCUUCCAUCCGUUGCGGGCCUUUCCCGGCCCCGUCUCUCAUGCCAUGUCUCCCAUUCCAUAUUGCUAUCGGUUGCUACGGGGCCGGCUCCCAUUUGAUAUGCUAGCAUUGCAUGAAAGGUAUGGAGAUGUCGUCCGGAUCGCACCAGGCGAGCUGGCAUUCGCGCAUGCAGACGCUUGGAAAGAUAUACAUGGACAUCAGCCCAAUGGUGGCGAGGAGUGUGGGAAAUGGAUGAGCUUCUACAAGUAUGCAGAUGGCACGCCCACCAGUAUCGCGAAUGCAGAGCGGGAGGAGCACGGUAUCUUGCGACGUCAAUUAUCCCAUGGUUUCUCUGAACGGUCCAUGCGGGCGCAAGAGCCCCUCAUCACCCAGUAUGUCGACCUGCUCAUCCAGCGACUACACGAGAAGUGUGGUGACGGCACCAAGCCCCUUGAUAUGGUAUCUUGGUACAAUUUCACCACUUUCGAUAUCAUUGGCGAUCUAGCCUUCGGAAAGCCGUUCGGGUCCUUGGAGAACUCCGUAUAUCAUCCGUUCAUCCCGCUGCUCCUCGAGUCGGCCAAGAUGGGGACACUGAUGUUGAGUUUGAGCUUCUAUCCCCUUCUGAAGAAAAUCUUCCUGGCGAUGGUGCCGAAAUCGGUAGUUAAAGCGUUUCAGGACCAUCGAGACGUGUCCGUUGCCAAACUACGCGAGCGUAUGCAGGCGGGAAAUGAACGCGAUGACUUGAUCGAAGGACUCCUCAGGAAACAGGAUGAACUGGAUCUCAACAUGGAUCGUCUCGAGGCGAAUGGAACUAUACUUCUUAUUGGAGGCUCUGAAACCACGGCAACCCUACUUUCCGGAAUCACCUACCUACUCUUGCAGAACCCAGAAGUAUUGGCGCGUUUGACUAAAGAAGUUCGUUCCUCGUUUCAGUCAGAGGAGGAAAUUACUAUGGAUUCCGUAAACAGUCUAUCAUACUUGUUAGCCUGUCUGAACGAAGCCCUGCGCUCCUACCCCCCGAUUCCCAUCGGGCUACCUCGAGUGGUGCCUAAGAGCGGGCGGCAAAUUCUUGGACAGUAUGUUGCGGCAGAUACCAUUGUUGCCAUUCAUCACUGGGCUACCUACCACAACAAGAAAUACUUCACCGACCCAUUUGGCUUCCAUCCGGAACGGUUUCUUGGGGAUGAGCGAUUUGCCAACGACAAGUUUGACAUUCUACAACCGUUUAAUUUCGGUCCUCGGAACUGCCUGGGACGGAAUUUGGCGUAUGCCGAGAUGCGCUUGAUCUUGACCCGUCUGAUUUAUAACUUUGACCUGAAGCUCGCCGAUGACAGUGUCGGGUGGAUGGAGCGACAGAAUAUUUUCUUCUUGUGGAAUAAACCGCCGCUGCACGUCUUUCUCACGCCGGUGAAACGAUCAUGA